CCCUCCCGUAGUCCCUUCAAACCAAAUCAGAUUCAGCGGAAGAUAUAGCAGAAGUCGAAUCCCUCGAGUUUCUUUGUCAAAAAUGUCGUGGCAGGCGUACGUUGAUGACCAUCUCAUGUGUGAUAUCGACGGCCACAACCUCACCGCUGCCGCAAUCGUCGGUCUCGAUGGUAGCGUCUGGGCUCAGAGCUCCUCCUUCCCUCAGUUUACGCCUCAAGAAAUUGCUGCCAUCAAUAAGGACUUUGAUGAACCCGGCUCCCUUGCCCCUACUGGCUUACAUCUGGGUGGCGUAAAGUAUAUGGUCAUCCAAGGAGAACCUGGAGCUGUCAUUCGUGGGAAGAAGGGUGCUGGCGGGAUCACUGUGAAGAAAACCGGCCAAGCUCUGAUAUUUGGUAUCUAUGAUGAACCUUUGACUCCAGGGCAGUGUAACAUGAUUGUUGAGAGGUUGGGAGACUAUCUGAUUGAUCAGGGGCUGUAGAUCAUAUCUCAACAACACAUACUUUGAACAAUUUUCAUUUGAUCUCGGGAUUGCAUCUAUCUUCCUUUUAAUUAAUGUGUUCCUGAAAUGAUAUUGGAGUUGUUUGUCGAAAAAAUAACCAGAUAAGGAAAGAGAAAAAAAAUUAGUCUUUAUUUUAAUGCUAGCUUUUCCUUCUUUGAA
This is a messenger RNA of Prosopis cineraria, 658 nucleotides long. RefSeq names its product profilin-3. Gene Ontology annotation, cellular component: cell cortex. Gene Ontology annotation, molecular function: actin monomer binding. The transcript has 3 exons. NCBI's taxonomy places the organism in Eukaryota, Viridiplantae, Streptophyta, Magnoliopsida, Fabales, Fabaceae. The coding region runs from base 83 to 478 and encodes 131 amino acids. The record is from RefSeq and is a predicted model, not a curated record.